AUUAAAUUUCUCAGUUUAUGAAGAUCUCUCUCGUUGACUUUGGCCACAUAUUUUAUUUUUUCACCUGAAAGAAUAGAUUUGGAUGUUUUAGUGCUCACCUAUCUUCCCCUAUGCAGUUUCCUAUAAAAUGAGACUCUUUCUCAUUCAAAAUGGAACGAAUGUUAUUUAUUCCGUUAUGAGAGAUAUGUGUUGGAGGUUGGAUUUGACACUGAACAAAAUUAAUGGAGGUUACAGUAGUCUGCAAUGGCUUGAACAGUAGGAUCAUCAUGCACCAUCAAUCAUGGAGGAAUUUUGUGACUUAUGCUCAAAUCCGUGAUAUUUCACUCAAUCAUGGUUGUUUGGUAACACUCACUUUGUCUUUGUUGUCAAAUGUGGACAAACUGACAUAAAAAAAAUGACUGGAACAUCAGGAACAACAUCAUCUUGGAACCAUAUUAUCCAACUUUUUGUCAAAAGAAGUUGAUUGCAUUUUUUCUCGUAACCAUGGUUCCUUUUGUAACUGCUAGUGUCUGCAUGGCGUAUGCCAUUUUUCUAGGCAUAUGGCUGUGGCUCUGUUUACUCAUGCGUCAGUUAUGGGGCACAAACUCUGAUCUUGAGGUUCCAGACCCCUCGGAACUGAAGUGGCAAACCACGCCUCUGUCUCAUGGUACUCUGCCAGGAGAGGGCGUCCUAUAUUCUGACAAUUCUCAGGGGAGCAGACCCAUAAGUUUUGCUGCUCCUGCAGUAAACCCAGUGGACUGGUCUGGAGGGAACUCUUUUAAUUGUGUCCACCCUCAGGUUCAAACUCCAGAUUCAGACAUGUCCACUAGAGGUGAUAGAUCAGUAACCAAGCUCCAAGAGAAGUACGGCAGUGAAAGACCUCUCUCGUUUGACUCAUCCGUCGACCGCCGAGCAGCCUAUGCAAACUCCCCGAGUCGCUCCCUUAAAAGUCUAGAUUCCAACGCGAGCAACAGGCCGGGCAGGUACAGCCAGGAUCGCUCGGCAAGCGGGUCACAGCAUCCUCACAGGUCAUCAGGUGACUUCACCUCAAGAUCAGAUAGCUUUGGUGGUUAUCCAUCGGGCAGCGGAACGCAAGAUACCAAGCCGUCAUCACAUCAUCACCCAGCAAUGUCUCAUAUGCGCACUGGAGCUGCAACAGAUGCUCAAGCUCCGGGCAGGCAUCGUGGUUUCCAAGACGAUCGGGGUAAAAUAACGGCCGAUCUGAAGCGCGGGAGCACCGAGAGCGGGUACGGGAGUUUAGACAAGGACAAGAUCAAGCGUGGAAAUUAUAUUGGAUCUACUUCAGGAGACUCGAACCCAGUGAAUGCUAUACGGGAUAAAUAUCUAGUCAAUCGACCAUUGUCAACAAGUAAUGGGGAUUCUUCUGCUUCUAGAACAGGUUCAUAUGGAUCACGUGCCAUAGCUACCCCUCCUACAUCUGUAAGUGAUAGCCUUGCUAGAGCUCUCCACAGCGGGUCUGAGUCGGAGGACUCCGAAUCGAGGGCUGCUCGCAUCGCAAGAUACAAGGAGCAACGCAGGCGGGAAUUAGCUGAAAAGUACGGCCUUGGUCCCUCAUCCAGCGAAGGAGAAUCGUCAUCGAGGCGACGGUUCUCCAGCCAACAGGAAGAAGCCUCUCCAACUUCUGAAAGAGUGAGAAAACUGUCAAAUGCCAGUGAUAGGAGUUCUAACCUGGAUGCUAUCCCGUUGUCAAGGAGACACGCUAGCAGGGAAUCUCUGUCCAGUAUUACCGGUGAAGUGGAAUCUAUACAUACUAAUGGAAAUACCUCACAGGAUAAUUCACCAGCAACUACCCCAAGAUUAAGCCGGAAAGGCCGUAGGGAUUCUAACAUCUCCACGGAAACGCAGGAUUUUAUAGAUGCCCUGGAGGCGUCCCGUGCAGCACGUAGAGAAAGGUUACGUCGUUCCGAGACCGAGGAUACAUCUGAUGCAGCAGACCGGCUGAUAGCAAGGCAUCGGAGGAGGAAGAGCAGCGUGGACAGUUCUAGUGAUGUCUUUGACUCGCCUCAUAGAAGUGGCUCUAGAGAUCGUCGCCAUGACGACUUCAGUGACUCUGAUUCUGUAACAAGCUCGGCCUCUGUCGAUAGACCGAGCAGACGUCAUAUCAAAUCAGAAAGGAAAGACAUCAGAGAAAGCAGAAGACAAGAUAGUCUAUCGGAGCAAGAAGCCAGGGAGAGUAUUAGACUCAUGAUAAAGAACAUUAACAACUUAUUGGCAGAGGCAAGCAAAGACGACCCUGUAGUCAACGAUAAGAUCGAUAUGAUCAAACUUAAGAAGGAGGAGGAGAAAAAUCCAGAUGAUAGCGAUAACGACGUUGAUGAUAACGUCUUUGAUAUGGAAGACCCAAUUGAAUCAAAAGUUUCUGGAAUGGAUUCAAAAUCACCUGAUGCUGGUGUCCACAAGCAACCCGACGGCUCUGGAACCAACAACAACAAGCCAAGUAGAGACAAGAGGAAGAGGCAUAACCAGGCAGUCACUAUGGAGGAUAUCCAGAAAGCCAGUAAACUUAAGGGAUCAGCAGAUCCAGCUGCAUCACACACUAGCCAGAAAUCCAAAGAUCUCCCACCUUCACCAAAAAUAAUUGAACCUCCAGUCCAAACUGCAAAGACAUCAUCCCAACAGAUGUCCCCAAGGAACCUGAAAGCAGGUGGCUUCAAGAUUGAAACUGUGACAAAGACAGAACUGAAAAAUGAUUCCAGCAUGCCCAAACCUGGAAACCAGACAGUCUUGAAAAGAGCCGCAUCACCAACCCAAGAUGUAUCCAAGAGAGCCAGCUGGGGGUCAAAUAAAGGAGAACAAUUGAAAGAUGGCUUGAAACCUGCCGGUGAACAGCAGACUGGGGUAGAUAGACCUUCAAGUCCUUUGAGCAAAGUGACACUUAGGAAACCAGAGAUUCCCAAAGUGUUGCAGGAUUCAACCAGGCAGAGAAAGAACUCUGAUAGUAGCAUUUCCACAAGUGAGUCAUUAUCUGUCUCACCUACAAGAAAAGUGAGAGGUGGCAGCUUUUCAAACAAAUCAUCAGAUAGUGAAAAGGCUGGAAGUCUUCAGAGGCCAAAGUCAAUGCCACUGAAGGAUUCAGCAACUUCUAUCCAAUCCAAAGAUCAAAAGACUCCAAGUUCAAAGACUGGUGGUCAUGCCAGGGUGUCAUCUUCUCCAGAAAAGAAGCGUUUAUCAAAGACAAUGUCAUCUCCAGAAAGAAAACCACCAAAGAAAACAGACACAAAGACAUCUGCAGAAAGAAAGCUGUCCUCAGCUUCAUCAACUUCAUCCUCUACCAAAAGUUCUCAGGUUGAUAAGAGAACCUCGUAUCCACCUGCAAAGACAACAUCCCCAGAUAGGAAGCCUCUUUCUAGAAGACAGUCUUCACCGGAGAAAAAGCUAACAACUAGGCCUGCCUCACCGGAGAAAAAGCUAACAACUAGGCCUGCCUCUCCGGAAAAGAAACUGACAACCAGACAACCUUCUCCAGAGAAAAAAGUCUCAAAGACAACAGGAGAGAAGAAGCUCACCAGACAAGCCUCUAGUGAAAAGAAACCCUCAAGAACAACAUCCCCUGAGAAGAAAGUCUCAGGGAAAUCCUCCACAGAUAUGAAGUCAUCAAGGACAGUUUCCCCUGAUAAGAGGGUAUCAAAGACAUCGCCAACAGAAAAGAAAGAUGUAAGAGCUACAUCUCCUGAAAAGAGGCCUUCCACAAAACGCACAAGCUCCCCUGUGAAAAAGCCAUCUGUGAAGAAGGAUUCAGAGUCAAAGACCAAUAAGAAAUCACCAGAGUCUACCAAGGCAACCAAAGAUGCUGACAACAAGAAGAUGGAAAGCAAGACAAACGGUGUUGAUGUUAGCAAGAAGGAACCAGCCAAAUCAGAGUUGAUAGUCCAGAAACCCCAAGUUAAGGAGGAAAUCAUCGCUAAGAAGGAAGAAAACAAAGAAGAAGCAGUUCCUGCUGCCCCAGAACCUAAGAUGCCUCAGCCAGUUGUGACCAUCGUUGCACCAGCUCCUGAUAGAAAACCUAGCCAAGCCAAGAGAAUAAGGAGUAGAACAAUUGAGGUUGACAUGCUGAGGAGAAAUGGAACACCAGAUCCCAAGAGGGACGCCCUGUCCACCAAGGAUGAUGAACUGUUUGCUAUGAUGCAGAUGAGAGCCCAACAGAUCAGAGAAGAAGAGGAGAAAGAAGGAAAGGUCGACGAGAGUGGAGAAGAGGAGGAUAGGAGCGUCUCUGAAGAGAAGCCUGAAGAUGUUAUUAAGGUAUCUCUCAAGGACAGGAUGCAGUCUUUCAAGGGUAAGGAAUCCAAGCCUACCCUUGUGGAUUACAGCAAGCUACCGGUGUCACCCACCCCAAAGAGAGCCACCAAGAUUCAGCCUCCUCCUGAGAACAGACCAGAGCCUGUCAAUGUAAAGCAGAAUGGAGAAGAGAAGAAGAGUGGAGAUGAAGUGGAAGAAGAUGACCAACUGGCCGGUCUUAGCCUCUCAGAGAAGAUGAAGAUGUUCACUCAGAUGUCAGCCAUCAGGAAGAAGGCACAAGAAGAGGAGGAGAAGAGAGCCAAGUCCAAAUCAUCAUCAAGGUUCCACAGAACCAGAGGACGAGACAGGUUCCAGACACAGCCAGUCACCCCGGAGGAACUGACCACUGCAUCGUCCUUGGCAAAGGAGAUGGCUGCCCAAGCCGAGAAUAAAGAAGAGAGUAAAGAGAAAGAUGAAGACAUUGCCCGUGAAGUUAAGAAAGAGGAGAUCGAAGACGCGAUGAAUACGCAAGACAGGAUCAGGGAGGAAAUUCGUCAAGCGAAAUUGAGGGAAACAAUUGUGGAGGAACCGUCGGAGGAAUCCGAUGAUACUAGUAGUCGACUGCCAUCGAUGGCAGAAGAAGAGGAACCCCCAGCAGAUGUCCAGGAGGAUGAAUAUUCCAAAUUAACUCUAUCUGAGAAAAUGAGACUGUUUAAAGAGAAAUCAACAGAAGGGACUAAGCCACCUCCAAAAGUAGAACCUCCGAAGCGCAAACGGAGAAGUGAAUCAAGAUUCAGAACUCAACCCAUCACUGUAGAUGAGGUUAAGAAAGCAGCUGUGUCUCCUUUAGCAAAGAGUUUUUCACGGCCGCCAAGUGUGGAAAUCCUUGGUGCUCUGCCCAUUGCCCAGCAGGUUUCGAUGGUCUAUGGGGAAUCCAGUGCGACUCCUCACCCUGCCACUAUGAACGGUCGAAGUGUUUCAUCAACGCGCAGGAGUUCCAACUCAGAUUUAAAAGAAGCAACGAAAGACACUGCAACAAAAGACACUGCAUUGAAAGACACUGCCACUCCAAAACAGCUGCCCAAGAAGGAAGCAGAAGUGAAGCCUCAGUCGUACAAGGAUACUGUGAAGAAGCAGAAGAACCUGAUGGCCAUGUUGGCAUCUGAAAUUAGAGGUACGUCAAAAGAAGAAGAGGAAGUUGAGCACCCAAAGACUGAAGCUGUGGAUGCAAGCAUAAAGAUGGCUAGAUUAGGUCAUGAUGUGACAUCACCGACUGAGGAGAAAGAGCCCAUCUUAGAAUCUGUAGAGACAAAAACUGUUGGUCAGACUCAAGCAGCUCCUGUAGCUGCCAACAGAAAGAUAGACAGUGUUCCUCAGAAAGCUCCACCAAGUCCAAAAACGAGACAUUCACUUAUUCAGAAACAAGGCACCAGCGAGACGCCGUCGAGCCCCAAGAAGCAGCUAUCAAGUCCCGAGAAGAAGUUGACCAAACCUCAGCCCCACCCUAGGAGUCCUCAGAACAUCCGGCGUAACGGAACUGCCAAGAGUACGAAAGAUGCUGCUCCUCCCUCACCCGUGCCCUCUCCUAGGACUAGGAAAUCAAAGAUGGGUUCUUCUACAUCGGUGCGGAGGCAGGACUCCCAGGAUGGGGACAUCUCAAGUGGUGCAGAGGACGGGAAGAGGAUUGUGAAUGGUGCCGCCAAGGGAUCGUCCUCAGAGUUUGCCACACCUCAGAGGGAAAAAAAGGCGGACCAAAAGAUUGAAGAGUGGAGCUCUGAAUCAGAGGCCGAGGUUAGACAGAGGGUUUCCCCGGUCACAGAGGAACACGUUGCCCUCAUCAAGAAGAAAUCCAAGAAAAAUAGUACUGCUGAGAAAAGAGACAGGUAGGAACACCAAUUUCUAUUAUGCAUCUAUAAUAAAAACAAGAAUAAAUUGA
Molecule: messenger RNA, 6151 nt
Organism: Lytechinus variegatus (green sea urchin)
Lineage: Eukaryota; Metazoa; Echinodermata; Echinoidea; Temnopleuroida; Toxopneustidae
Product: titin homolog
Source: RefSeq, a predicted model, not a curated record